ACUCACACUCAGGCCCUCCAUGACACCCACAAAAGUGAACCCAAGAACUGACCACUGAAUGACAAUCUAUAAACUCUGGGAAAGAGGGCAGACAACAGCCACUUUCUUCUCUGCCUUGACACAGAAGGCACCAGCAAUGAAGCUCCACACCGCAGCUGUCCUCGUUAUCCUCUGCCUUGGCAUCUUCACUGUGCUCACAGUGAAAGGAAGUGCUGGAAGUCAGUCCAUGCGCAAAUUCAAUUGUGUAAAGCUGCGUACAAAACAACUGAACAUCCAAAAUUUUGCAAAGUAUGAAAAGCACCAUAUGCCAAUAAGUGCCAUUGUGUUUAUCAAUAGAAACGGUGUCAGAAUCUGCGUAAGUGCUGAUCAGAAAUGGGUGCAGACUGCUAUGAAGAAAAUAGACCAAAGGUCGGCAUCAUCAAGGAAUGGUAUUUCCCAAUUUAGUGUUACCAGUGAAACACCGCAGAUCAGGCGUCAUUCACCAACUCCUCCUCCCCCUACUCCUUCGGUGGGAUGGAGAAGAGAACUGGAGACACAAAAGGUGGCAAGCCGAAAGGAAAUCCAUGACUUAAAAGAAGCUUCCAGUGUUAAUGAAACUUCACAGUCUGACCAUCCACAAGACUCCCAGACAGUUGCACUCCCAGCACUGAAGACAUUAACUAAUGGGACCAAAGCCCCUUCACGGCAGCUCCAGUGAGCCAACGGGUGCCCCUCUUGACUCUCUGCACAUCCCACCCACACCCACUCAGACCAGGUUUUUCUUUAAUGGUUCAAUCCCAGGUUUCCCACAGCAGUGUCAGAUACCUUGUUCCAUAAAGCAAUUUAUUCACAGCGCAGUAACACGGCAACAGCCCGAGCUGCCGCCUCCUAGGAGGAACCCCCUAACAAAGGACCCUCUGGUCUUUUACACCCUUGCAGUCUAUACCGAGGUGGUAGUGGAUCAAGGGUUGGACUUGAUGAUCUCAGAGAUCCCUUCCAACCCAGCUGAUUCUAUGAUUCUGUGAGGUGGAAAUACUGAU
Messenger RNA from Corapipo altera (White-ruffed manakin), 1019 nucleotides. RefSeq lists its product as uncharacterized. Lineage: Eukaryota; Metazoa; Chordata; Aves; Passeriformes; Pipridae. Gene Ontology annotation, biological process: neutrophil chemotaxis; cellular response to tumor necrosis factor; chemokine-mediated signaling pathway. Gene Ontology annotation, cellular component: extracellular region. The transcript has 4 exons. The record is from RefSeq and is a predicted model, not a curated record. Bases 59 to 697 code for a protein of 212 amino acids. Gene Ontology annotation, molecular function: CCR chemokine receptor binding; chemokine activity.